UCAACAUGGCACUCGACAAAAUUAUCGCCUGGAGUGGCUGCUGGCAAGUCACCCUGGCCCCUGACAAAACGCAAGCAAUGGUAAUAUCCCGCAGGCGAGAUAUCAACAAUCUAGCCGGGCCGGGGAUACAACUGGAGGGGAAAACGCUACCCCUUCAAGACUCCAUCUCCAUUCUCGGAGUGGGGUUCGACGCGGGACUCUCCUUCACCAACCAUGCUAAAAAAAUAUCAAAAAAUGCAGCAUGGAAACUCAGCUGUGUACGGCGCAUCUCCCAUCUACUUGACGCCAAAGGGACUGAGGUGCUCUACAAGGCACAAGUACGCCCCCUCAUGGAGUACUCCCCCCUCGCCUGGUCCUCCUGCCCUCCAUCCUACCUUGCAACGCUGGAUCGUGUCCAGGCCAGAGCCCAGCGUCUGAUACAGCGCACAGGUCCUCAGCACGCGCGUGGCUCCCUGCAACCUCUCCAGGAGCGCAGGGAUGUGGCAGGCCUGUGUGUAAUGUUCAAGGCACACAACCUAAACACACCCCACCUGGCAGCUCUCAGGCUCCCCGCGCCCCCAACCCCCAUACACUCCACCCGAGCAGCACCCCACAGACAGGAACAAGUGGCUGUACCCUUCUCCAGGACAGAACACCACAUCCGCUCCUUCCAGCCCCGCUACAGCCGCCUGUGGAACCAGCUUGUUCGCCACACCGACCUCCACCAUCGCGCGUCACUUCAAGACUUUAACCGGGAGCGUGAGGUUGACGAUCUCAACUCAAGCAAAAAAGACUAUGAAAAAGAGAAGCAGGAUGCCAAGGCUGAAAUUGAGAAGCUAACAGAGCAAGUUGAAUCAUCGCAUUUGAAGAUCAGAGAACUUGAAGAGAGAUUAAACUAUCAGGAAGAUUAUAGCAGAAGGAGCAACGUGCGAAUCAGUGGCAUGGAGGAGCGUGGAGCCACUGAGACAUGGGAGCAGACGGCGGCUGCCGUGACGUCACUCCUGGAGGAGAAGAUGCAGCUGCCGGGACUCGUGUUGGAGCGAGCCCAUCGUGUUGGUGUGCGCCGCGACGCCAGGCCUCGUCCCAUCGUAGCAAGAUUCUCUCGUUACUGCGAUCGAGAAGCUGUGAUGAGGAACUCCAAGAAGCUGAGGGGCACGAACAUAUUCGUGAACGAUGAUCUCUGUGCAGCGUCACAAGCCGUGAAGAAUGCUCAGAUGCCUCUACUAAAACAGGCAAGAGCACAAGGGAAAGUGGCAUUCUUCCGUCACACCAAGUUAAUCAUCAAAGACAAGACCAGCGACGUUGGAGUUGAUCGGAUGCGGCAGUCGACGGGGACCGCGGGAGUGCGGGGUGUGGCUGGCGCCGGGACCAUAUCAGUGCCACAGCCAACCAAACACUGGGGCUCCUGA
Molecule: messenger RNA, 1388 nt
Organism: Eriocheir sinensis (Chinese mitten crab)
Lineage: Eukaryota; Metazoa; Arthropoda; Malacostraca; Decapoda; Varunidae
Exons: 4
Coding region: 6-1388 (460 amino acids)
Source: RefSeq, a predicted model, not a curated record